GCUCGCUGAGAGCUGUGGUGUAAACAAGAAGUUGACUGAAUUUAUGUGACGACAUGUGACGUGGAGCAUUUCAUCUACGCAUGCGUGCUGGAAGACCCACACGUGAAGGCAGCAUGGCGGAGCAACAGGGAAAGUUACAACUGGACCAAGCCCAGGUGAAAAAGGCUGUGUUGGCACUUCAGGCCUUCCUUAAAAGCAAAUCCACUUCAGAAAGCCUACUUCUGAACGAGAGUCAGCAUAUUUCUCUUAUGUUAACACUAUGGAAGAUCCCAAGGAAAGAACAAACCAUUCGCAUUCCUUUACCCCAUGGCAUCCGCAUAGAGAACGGUGAGGUGUGCCUCUUCACAAGAGAUGAACCCAACAUGACGACAGACCAGACAGAGAGGUUUUACAAGAAGCUGCUCACAGAACGAGGAGUCAAGAAUGUCACAGAGGUGAUGCCUUUCAAGGUGUUAAAGACAGAAUACAAGGCCUUUGAAGCCAAAAGAAGGCUGCUUGGCAAUUAUGACCUCUUCUUGUCUGAUGCACGCAUUCGCCGCCUCCUGCCCUCUCACGUUGGGAAACAUUUCUAUGAAUCGAAGAAAGCUCCGUUGUCUGUAGACCUGCAGGCUAAGAACCUGGGCCAGGUUAUGGACCGUCUCAUCCAGGGCACCACAAUAACAGUUGGCAAGAAAGGCCCAUGCUGUAUGGCCCGCGUGGCUCACUCAGGGAUGACCACUGAUGAAAUUGUGGAGAAUGUCUCUGCUGCAAUAGACACAAUCACAUCCAAGCUGGACAUGGUGGAGAAAGGCAAAAUGAUUAAGAUCAUCCACCUGAAGAGCCAGACCUCCGUAGCGCUGCCCAUCUACACCUCUGACCUGACUCACCUUGCUUUGGUGGAGGAGGUGCGGAAGAAUGCCUUUGAUGAAAAGAAGUCCAAGAAGAGAAAGGCCUCAGCAGUGAGCAACGAUACUGAUAUGAAAGACGGCGAAGAUGGAAGUCCGGAAAAGAAAGAGGACGAAGAUGAUGAAGACAUCCCACAGCUAGUUCCUAUUCAGACAAAGGGCAAAAAAGCCAAGCCGGAGGAGUCAACCAAGAAAGGCCUGAAGAAGGUGACCAAGCCAUUGGUAGGCAGAGGGGGGAAACAAAACAAAACUGGACCUGGUAAAAUGACCAAGAAAACGAUGAAAGGCCCCGCACAGAAACAGAAAAGAAAAUCACCCAAGUCCUCUUAAAAACAACCAUCUUUGUUUGUCCUUCUCUUGUCAUCAAAUAAAGACUUGUAACCAACUGCCAGCCUUUGUCACCAUUUAUGUGGCAUGAUGGCAGUCAAUGACCUCUAUGUAAAGAAGCAUGGCAUCAAAAUGCUUUAGGACAUUACACAAUUUCCUAUCCACAUGACAUGGUGCAUACUGUAUGACAGUGUAAUUGUAAUACACGUCAGGACUAAUCCUUUAACAGCAGACAACUGCUGGACUGACUAAAUGGAGACCUAAAUGAAAUGCAGCUACCUGAAUCUGUCUUUUUGUACCAGAAAAAUUCAUCUGGCAAUGUUUGUUCAGUUUAUUUGCUCUGUAAAUAAUAAAAGACAAUAUACUCUU
Alosa sapidissima (American shad) is the source of this 1580-nucleotide messenger RNA. It is a transcript of the gene rsl1d1, whose product is annotated as ribosomal L1 domain containing 1. The transcript has 10 exons. Lineage: Eukaryota; Metazoa; Chordata; Actinopteri; Clupeiformes; Clupeidae. Gene Ontology annotation, cellular component: 90S preribosome. The coding region runs from base 81 to 1214 and encodes 377 amino acids. The record is from RefSeq and is a predicted model, not a curated record.